Molecule: messenger RNA, 2478 nt
Organism: Leguminivora glycinivorella
Lineage: Eukaryota; Metazoa; Arthropoda; Insecta; Lepidoptera; Tortricidae
Gene: Mocs1
Product: molybdenum cofactor biosynthesis protein 1
Exons: 9
Coding region: 157-2118 (653 amino acids)
Biological process (GO): Mo-molybdopterin cofactor biosynthetic process
Molecular function (GO): cyclic pyranopterin monophosphate synthase activity; GTP 3',8'-cyclase activity; 4 iron, 4 sulfur cluster binding
Source: RefSeq, a predicted model, not a curated record
ACAGCAAUUUUUUUGUGUAAAUACUUGAACAGCCGAUUCUCUUGAUACUAUCGCGUGAGCGGGCAAGAGGUCACGUCGUUAUCGCGUGUAGUGUGUCGUGAAAGCUAGUUUGAGUAGUUUGCUCGAGUUGAGUGUGUCUUGCAAGUGGCAGGUGCCAUGCUGCAAGGAAGGUUAGGCAGGGUGUUGAACCUCGGGCGCCGGUUAUGCAGCGAUGCGAGUGUGCCAAUACCAGAUCUCCAGUCCCACAACGCAGUACCUGAGUGGGCCCGAGCUCCACUGGAAGACUUGCAUGGAAGGCGGCAUGACUACGUUCGGAUAUCCCUCACAGAACGGUGUAAUCUAAGAUGUCAAUACUGCAUGCCAGCGGAAGGCGCGCCGCUCUCAGCGCGCGACAAGUUGCUCACACGUGAUGAGCUGACCAGGACAGUCCGGGUUUUGGCUGCCAUGGGUGUCCGGAAGCUGAGGCUGACGGGUGGUGAACCUACACUUAGGUCCGACUUGCAUCUUAUCAUAGAGGAACUAAACAGCAUCGAAGGCAUCACAAGCGUCUCCAUGACAACCAACGGCCUAGUGCUAACCCGUCGCCUGCCCACAUACGCUCGAGCCGGUCUCGCUGCCCUCAAUAUUUCUUUAGACUCACUUCAGAACGAGCGAUAUGAGAAAAUGGCGCGCAGACCGGGUUUAAAAAAAGUGCUAGCUGGUAUUGACUUGGCUUUACAACUUGGGUUUCCAGUGAAAAUCAACGUAGUGCUUAUGAAAGGAUUCAAUGAUGAUGAAAUUAUGGACUUUGUGGAGUACACCAAAGAUCGCCCCGUCGAAGUGAGGUUCAUCGAAUUCAUGCCGUUUUCUGGCAACAGCUGGGACGACUCGAAAUUAGUGCCAUACAGAACAGCUUUAAGAACUAUUGUGGAAAGACACCCAGAGUUGCAGGGAUGCACGCCAAGACCAAACGACACCGCAAGGGUGUGGCAGGUGCCAGGUUAUGCUGGUCGCGUGGGUUUCAUCUCUUCAAUGACGCACCACUUCUGUUCUACGUGCAACCGACUCAGGAUAACUGCAGAUGGAAAUCUUAAGGUUUGCCUAUUCGGCAACGCGGAAGUGUCCCUACGCGACGCGAUCCGAAGCGGGGCUGAUGACGAAGAACUAUCGACGCUUAUACGCGUCGCUUUGAGGAACAAGAAACCUCAACACGCUGCGAAGCAGCUUACGGAGUCCAUCAAACUACAGGAGAAACACUUGUCCAGCAACCAUCACCCAGAUAUGGUUACGCUUCGAUCUCUAAGUCUUCCAUUUGAAACCAAAAAUCUUUCUGAUCAGAGCGUCCAAAGAAUCAGGAAUUUGACUAUGGUGUCCACCAAAAGUCUACAGAACCAAGACUUCUUAAAAAACCACUUAGAUGACGUGGAAAAUCCUAUGCUCCAGUCGCUAAAUCUUCAGAAUCAAAUCAAAAGCUUCUCGGGUCAGAUCCAAAGAUCGAAGUUUUCGUAUUUAGAUUCUACAGUGCCAGGAAUUUGGUCAAAAAUAAAUUUGCAAAGCAUGCGUAGCUACAGUACAACCCCGUUUUCGCAUCUAGACUCUUCAGGACGAGCUCGAAUGGUAGACGUAAGCAGAAAGAGGGUCACAGAAAGAACAGCUAUCGCCGAAUGCCGUCUCAAUGUAAGCCCUGAAUUGGUGAAACUUCUAAAAGAUGGUGCUUUACCUAAAGGCGAUGCUUUAGGCGUAGCCAGAGUCGCUGGUGUAUUAGCUGCUAAACGAACUUCAGAACUCAUUCCACUGUGCCAUCCACUACCUUUAGACUGCGUCCUUAUUUCUUUAGAACUGCCAGAAAAGGAAGACGAUAACACAGUCUACAUAACUUGUGAGGUUCGCGUCACAGCGAAAACUGGUGCUGAAAUGGAGGCCUUAUCCGGAUGUUCAGGGGCCGCUUUAGCUCUGUAUGACAUGUGCAAAGCAGUGGAUAAAGAAAUGGUCAUAUCGGACCUUCGAGUCGUCCGAAAGACGGGAGGUAAAAGCGACUACCCCCCUCCGAAGUUACCCCCUCCACCCCCCGUGGAGACGACCAAGCCAGUUGACUGGCCGAAAGAAACCUUUGCUCCUAUUAAUGUUGUUUACUUGUGAUAUGCGAAGGGUAUAUUUUUAAGUUGUUUUAGUAAUAUAUGUUUUGAAGUUUAGUAAAGUCGCUUUCCAUAAAGAAGAGAAUUGCUUGUAUAAUGUACGAAUAGUCCGUCAAACCAUACUUAUGGCAAGCGAGAAAGUGAGACGUUUUACUAAACUUAACACAUAUAAUUAUUAUAUUAAGUAGGAACUACGUUGUUAUAGGUAGGUAGUUAGGUAGGUAUAUGCAUGAUGUUACGUCAAACGAACAUCAAUGCUGAAUUGCUUGAAAAAAAAUAUUUUUUUUCAUUAUAUCGUUUUAUAUGCAUGUUAUGUCGCAUAAGUCAUAAUAUAGAUACGUAAGUAGUUCUUUCUUUAUCCCAC